AUGGCGGAUGUUGAGAAUGGCUCUUCGCAGGAGCCAAAUCGGACAUCUGUGGUACUGCCGCAGGGAGACAACAAAGAGAACACUGUCGAUACCUCAACAUCUGCUGAGACUGAAGAUGUUGUCGAGGAAGACACCAAGCCUUCUCUUCCUCUCGAAUCACAAAGGCAGAAAAUUGAUAUAGAGGAAGUUACAGACUCCAAUUCACCACAGAUCAAAGUAGACUCCACCGAAGUAACAGAGACCGCGGACAAACCUCCGAGUCCUCCGAACGACGCCGAUGAUGUUGAAGGUCCCGAGAAGCACGGCUCCCCUCAACCGGAAUCAAAAGCAGACGACGUCGCUAGUUUGGGAAACGAUCAGGCGGAGACUGCUCCAGGAGACUCUGUGGGCGACAAGCAGGAUGGCGACCCUAUACCCCAGUUUGAGCUUACACCAGAUACCCGACUGCGCUCGGACUCGAGAUCAACGACUGCUACGUAUGCCACUCAGCGCUCCGUGACUGUCAGCUCUGCGGUGUUCAUAGUCAACGCUCUCGAGACAAUUGGGGCGUCCAAGGAUGCCAAGAAGAGCAAAGUACUUGAUGAUGCCGUAAAGAGCGCGUUGGCGAACGUUAAGCAAUCAGACCGUCAGCCGAUCGACCCGGAGCUUAUAUUUCGCCCUCUUCAGCUUGCGACAAAGAGCUUCAGCAUCCCGUUGCAAGUCACAGCGCUCGACUGUAUCGGGAAACUCAUAACUUACUCUUACUUUGCCUUUCCAUCAUCUCAGGAUCACAAGGGCUCGGAAACCGAGGCCACGCCAGAACAGUCUCCUCUCAUAGAACGGGCAAUCGAUGCCAUCUGUGACUGCUUCGAGAACGAAGCCACUCCCAUUGAGAUACAGCAACAAAUUAUCAAGUCACUUCUUGCGGCAGUCCUGAACGAUAAGAUUGUGGUACACGGAGCUGGUCUCCUAAAGGCUGUCCGCCAGAUAUAUAACAUCUUCAUCUACUCCAAGUCUAACCAAAACCAACAGAUUGCCCAAGGGUCAUUGACACAGAUGGUCAGCACAGUGUUCGACAGGGUUCGUGUGAGACUUGAGCUGAAAGAAUUACAUUUGCGUGAAGGGGAAAAGGGACAGGAGAAUACACCUGACGCUGCGACAGCUGAAACGGUUGAGGUGCCCCUGUCAACCGAUCAGGAUCAGGCAUCCGAUGCAGCCUCUGUUGUAGCACCCGAUCAACCCGUCGCGAAGGAGCCUGGGGAAAAGCUUACUCUGCAAAGUUUCGAGUCAGGCAAAGAUGUCACGUCGGUCGCUGAUAACGCGCCCACAAUGGUUACCCGCGCCAAGCUUGGCCAAAAAAGGACGCAGUCAUUGUCAAGCACAUCCGGGGAAGACAGGGAAGACGGCGACGGAGCUACCGACGAUGAUGAGGACGAGAUCUACAUCAAAGACGCUUUCCUAGUAUUUCGAGCUCUAUGCAAACUGAGCCAUAAAAUCCUCAGCCACGAACAGCAGCAAGAUCUCAAAUCUCAGAAUAUGAGAUCCAAGUUGUUGUCCUUGCACCUCGUUCAUUACCUCAUCAACAAUAAUGUCGCGGUCUUCACCUCCCCGCUCCUAACCAUCAGGAAUAGCUCCAACAGCUCCGAUGCUAUGACGCUUCUGCAAGCUGUUCGGCCCCAUUUGUGCCUCAGUCUGAGUCGAAACGGGUCGAGCUCAGUGCCCAGGGUUUUCGAGGUUUGCUGCGAAAUCUUCUGGCUCAUGUUGAAGCAUAUGAGAGUGAUGAUGAAGAAAGAGCUUGAGGUCUUCUUGAAAGAGAUUUACCUGGCUAUUCUCGAAAAACGGAACUCGCCUGCUUUUCAGAAGCAGUACUUUAUGGAGCUCGUGGAGCGACUGGCCGAUGAUCCUCGUGCAUUGGUGGAGAUAUAUCUGAAUUAUGACUGUGAUCGCACAGCGCUGGAGAAUAUCUUUCAAAACAUCAUUGAACAAGUUUCACGAUACUCGAGCGUACCUGUCGCAGUUUCCGCAGUCCAACAGCAGCACUAUCAAGAACACCAUGUCAAGGUAUCAAAAGUGGGCGCAGAUUGGCAUCAAAGCGGGACUCUACCUCCGACACUCACGACAGCGCACAUAGCCAGUAUUCAGCAGCCAACUUCCCAAAACGUGCCGUCUGAGUAUAUUCUGAAGAACCAGGCGCUGGAAUGUUUAGUGGAAAUUCUACAGUCACUUGAUAACUGGGCCUCUCAGCGAAUUGAUGACCCAGCCACUGGGGUUACAAAUCUGUUGUCCCAGAAAUCCAUCGAUAAUUCCAGAGAGUCGAUAGACACCAACGCUGCGACCUUUUUAUCCUCUCCAAGGGUCGAGGGUACCGAUGGCAGUACUGGUCGGUCGACACCCGUGGCAGAGGACGAUCCAAGCCAGAUCGAGAAGGUCAAGCAGAGGAAAACUGCGCUGAUGAAUGCAAUUCAGCAAUUCAACUUCAAGGCCAAGCGGGGGAUCAAGCUUUUCAUACAAGAGGGCUUUAUACGUUCGAACUCGCCCGAAGACAUUGCAAGUUUCCUGUUUCGCAAUGAGCGAUUGGAUAAGGCCAUGAUAGGGGAAUAUCUUGGUGAAGGUGAUGCCGAGAACAUUGCCAUUAUGCAUGCAUUUGUGGACCAAAUGGACUUCUCUAAGCGACGUUUUGUGGAUGCACUUCGUCAAUUCCUGCAACACUUUCGAUUGCCUGGGGAGGCCCAGAAGAUUGAUCGUUUCAUGCUCAAGUUUGCCGAGCGCUACGUGACUCAGAACCCGAAUGCUUUCGCCAAUGCAGACACUGCGUACGUGUUGGCUUACUCGGUCAUUAUGCUCAAUACAGAUCAGCAUAGCGCUAAGAUCAAGGGUCGCCGCAUGACUAAAGAGGACUUCAUCAAGAACAAUCGGGGCAUCAACGAUAACCAAGACUUGCCCGAUGAGUAUCUGGGGUCCAUAUUUGAUGAGAUCGCGAACAAUGAGAUUGUGCUCGACACUGAACGAGAGCACGCUGCAAAUCUGGGCAUUCCCACGUCCACCACAGGCGGCUUAGCUUCUAGGGCAGGACAGGUCUUCGCAACGGUAGGAAGGGACAUCCAAGGCGAAAAGUAUGCCCAAGCAUCUGAAGAAAUGGCCAAUAAGACGGAGCAGCUCUAUCGAAGUUUGAUUAGGGCGCAGCGGAAGACGGCCGUUAGAGAGGCCCUCUCACGCUUCAUCCCCGCGACUUCGGUACGGCAUGUUGGAUCUAUGUUCAACGUGACUUGGAUGUCUUUCCUUUCCGGGGUGUCUGCUCCCAUGCAAGACACACAGAAUAUUGAAACCAUUAAGCUCUGCAUGGAAGGAAUGAAACUGGCGAUACGUAUCAGUUGCGCUUUUGAUCUGGAGACUCCCCGGGUCGCAUUCGUAACGGGACUUGCCAAAUUCACAAAUCUGGGCAAUGUCAGGGAGAUGGUACCAAAGAAUGUUGAGGCUUUGAAGGCGCUGCUCGACGUGGCGCUUACCGAAGGGAACAACCUGAAAAGUUCCUGGAGAGAAGUCCUCACCUGUGUCAGCCAGCUCGACCGGCUUCAACUCCUCACUGAUGGCGUUGAUGAAGGUUCAUUGCCCGAUCCAUCACGCGCCCGUAUUGUACCACAAACUCCAUCUGAUGGAUCCCGCAGAUCUAUGCAGGCAUCAAGACGUCCUCCCCGUCCGCGGUCAGUAAACGGACCUACAGCUUUCCGUUCUGAGGUUGCUAUGGAAAGUCGAUCCGCAGAAAUGAUACGCGGAGUGGAUCGCAUCUUCACAAAUACCGCAAAUCUCACUCAUGAGGCUAUCAUUGACUUUGUUCGCGCUUUAAGCGAAGUGAGUUGGCAGGAGAUUCAAUCUUCGGGUCAGACAGAGUCCCCUCGAACAUACAGCUUGCAGAAGCUCGUUGAAAUCAGCUAUUACAACAUGACCAGGGUCAGGAUAGAGUGGUCGAAGAUCUGGGAAGUUCUUGGACAACACUUCAAUCAGGUUGGAUGCCACACUAACACUACCGUGGUGUUCUUUGCACUGGAUUCCCUUCGGCAGCUUUCGAUGCGUUUUCUGGAGAUCGAAGAGCUUCCUGGUUUCAAAUUCCAAAAGGACUUUCUCAAGCCGUUUGAGCAUGUGAUGGCCAAUAGUAAUGCUGUUACUGUGAAGGAUAUGAUCCUUCGAUGCCUGAUACAGAUGAUCCAAGCACGUGGAGAUAAUAUCCGCUCAGGCUGGAAAACAAUGUUCGGCGUCUUCACAGUCGCUGCCCGAGAGCCAUACGAGGGCAUUGUCAACAUGGCGCUCGAACAUGUCACUCAAAUCUACAACACGCGGUUCGGUGUGGUCAUUACACAGGGAGCUUUCCCUGACCUAAUCGUUUGCCUCACGGAGUUUUCCAAGAACAUGAGAUUCCAGAAGAAGUCUUUGCAAGCGAUCGAGACCUUGAAGUCCACUGUCACGAAGAUGCUCAGGACACCGGAGUGUCCUCUAUCACACCGUGGAACUACAUCGGAAGGCGGUCAGGACGAUGGAACGAACCUGGCCAAACAAUUAUCACGGCAGUCUCAAGAAGAGCAAUUCUGGUAUCCUAUCUUGAUUGCCUUCCAGGAUGUAUUAAUGACAGGUGAUGACCUUGAGGUGCGAUCAAGAGCAUUGACUUAUCUUUUCGACACACUGAUCCGCUAUGGAGGCGACUUCCCUCAAGAAUUUUGGGAUGUCUUGUGGAGACAGCUUCUCUAUCCUAUCUUCGUCGUCCUUCACUCCAAAUCGGAGAUGUCCAAGGUGCCAAACCAUGAAGAACUCUCCGUGUGGCUGUCAACAACAAUGAUACAAGCCUUGAGGAAUAUGAUUACACUUUUCACGCAUUAUUUCGAUGCGCUGGAAUAUAUGUUGAGUCGUAUACUCGAGCUUCUUACACUAUGCAUCUGCCAAGAAAACGACACAAUUGCGCGGAUCGGUAGCAAUUGCUUGCAACAACUGAUUCUGCAAAAUGUUGCGAAGUUCAAGCAGGAACACUGGACCAAGGUUGUAGGUGCUUUCGUGGAGCUUUUCAGCAGGACCACGGCCUACGAGUUAUUCACAGCCGCCGCCUCGAUAUCUUCGAAGCCAGCUUCGAUCAAGAACGGGAACGGCGAGGCAUCCAACGAGGAUGACUUGCACAAGCCGGAGCAAGAGACAGCCGAGUCAACGCCUCUCCGGGAAACUCCAUCGGACGCCCCAAGGGUGAAUGGGUCGCAGCCUGUGACUUCUGAGCACGAGGAGGGCGACAUGCCUGCCGCGUCGAACCCCGAGUUGGAAGAUUACCGCCCGCAGGCCGAAACCCAACAACAACCCGCUGCCGUGACCGUUGCGCGGCGCCGGUUCUUCAAUCGUAUCAUAACAAACUGUGUGCUUCAGCUACUUAUGAUUGAGACUGUCCACGAACUGUUUUCGAACGACAAAGUCUAUGCUGAGAUCCCAAGCCACGAACUUCUCCGUUUAAUGGGGCUGCUCAAGAAAAGCUAUCAGUUCGCGAAAAAGUUCAACGAGGACAAAGAGCUCCGGAUGCAGCUCUGGCGCCAAGGCUUUAUGAAGCAACCGCCCAACCUGCUUAAACAGGAAAGUGGCAGUGCUGCUACAUAUGUUCACAUCCUUUUCCGCAUGUACCACGAUGAGCGAGAAGAACGAAAGAGCAGCCGCGGGGAAACAGAGGCUGCGCUUAUUCCUCUCUGCGCCGAUAUUAUCCGAAGCUUCGGCCGACUCGAUGAAGAUUCUCAGCACCGAAACAUAGUGGCCUGGCGCCCUGUGGUUGUAGAUGUCAUCGAGAGCUACACCAACUUCCCGUCUGAAGGUUUCGAUAAACAUGUCGAGACUUUCUACCCAUUAGCGGUGGAUCUAUUGGGCCGCGACCUUAACCCGGAAAUCCGCCUCGCUCUUCAGUCCCUGCUUCGAAGAAUCGGAGAAGCAAGGCUGGGUAUCGCUGCUGUGCAGACACCCAUCAGCCCCAGGAGCUCUAUCUCGCAGCACCACUCCCGCAGGUAUAGUCGGGAUCAUUAG
This is a messenger RNA of Aspergillus viridinutans, 6015 nucleotides long. RefSeq names its product Arf family guanine nucleotide exchange factor SEC7. The transcript has 6 exons. Bases 1 to 6015 code for a protein of 2004 amino acids. Gene Ontology annotation, molecular function: guanyl-nucleotide exchange factor activity. NCBI's taxonomy places the organism in Eukaryota, Fungi, Ascomycota, Eurotiomycetes, Eurotiales, Aspergillaceae. Gene Ontology annotation, biological process: regulation of ARF protein signal transduction. The record is from RefSeq and is a predicted model, not a curated record.